Messenger RNA from Chironomus riparius, 1305 nucleotides. Lineage: Eukaryota; Metazoa; Arthropoda; Insecta; Diptera; Chironomidae. The record is from the annotation of a GenBank genome assembly.
AUGUCGAAUAUUAAAUUUAAUUUUCAAUUUCUACGUUCCUUAAAUAAACUGCUUAAAGUAUUAUGGAUCAUGAUUCUUACUUUUGGACUAUUCUACUGCAUCAUCUCGUCAUACUUAAAAUGGCAAAUUUACCCAGAUAUCGCACAAAGUACAAAGCUAAAACCAGCAAGUGAAAUUCCAUUUCCAGCUGUCACAAUCUGCACAACAGCUUUUGACUAUCGUAUUCAAGAUUUGACUAAUGUACAGUACAUAGCUGAAGAUUUUUACGAUCAUUUCAGCAUAAUGGAAUUGACAAUUGAGCAACAAAACUAUUUACAGCUAUUUUAUCAUACGUGCCGUCCAGAACUCUAUACUGAUGACGUCAUUACAAAGCUUUUACCUAAUCGAACUGAAAAGAAUGUCCUGAAGUUACUUUAUGAUGUUUUAGAUCCAAUGCAAUACAAUUUUUGUCAAUUCAAAGGAAUUAUGAUUAGAUGUGACUUGCUGUAUUCAAGAACAUUUACAGAUUACGGAGCAUGUGAAACAUAUAAUUGGCAGGGUCAUGAUGUUGUCUUCAAGCAAGAGAUAGUCAGCGAAAACUAUACAAUAUUCAAAAGUAAUGACAUAUCUGAAUAUCCAGUCACGAAUAUAAUGCUAAGAUCCAAAAACGGAAAGAAAAAGCAAAGGAAAAGAAUUAGAAAUAAUAAAAUUUAUUGGAGUCUCGAAGAUGGAUAUUUAACAGAAAAGGAAGAAGUCUGGCCUGUUAGAGCUGAAAGGAAGCACUUUGUAACAUUCAAUAUCAGAUGGUCAAAUGAUUAUCAAGUUGAUUUUUGUGCAAGUACAGGCGGUGGAUUUAUUUUUAUGCUACAUCUUCCAAGUGAAAUGCCAACAACAAUUCAUGAAAAAUAUUUUGUUGGAUUUAAUGACGAUAAAAAAGUUAUGGUCACUGCAAAGUCAUACAAAACUAGGGAAAAUUUGCGUCAUUUAAAUCCACAUAAAAGACAAUGCUAUUUUCCAGGAGAAAAGCCAUUAAAAUUUUUCAAAACUUACACAAAAGCACACUGCGAAUAUGAAUGCAUGACAAAUUACACAUUAAACAAAUGUGGAUGUGUAAAGUUUUCAAUGCCACACACUAAAGUCACUCCAAUAUGUGACCUUGAAAAAGUUUAUUGUUACUAUAAUGCCACACAAAAUUGGCCUGAUCGCAAUGAUGAGCACUUUAAGAUACCAUGUGAAUGCUAUCCGCCAUGCAGCAAUAUUGAGUAUAGCGUGCAAAGUGAACGGACUGGAAAGAGUGUCACAUUUAUGGAAAAGGAUGAUAAGUAA